This is a messenger RNA of Sus scrofa (pig), 3256 nucleotides long. It is a transcript of the gene PPP1R37, whose product is annotated as protein phosphatase 1 regulatory subunit 37. The record is from RefSeq and is a predicted model, not a curated record. NCBI's taxonomy places the organism in Eukaryota, Metazoa, Chordata, Mammalia, Artiodactyla, Suidae. Gene Ontology annotation, molecular function: protein binding.
CUUCUUUUUCCUGUGGCCCUUUCUGCCUUUUGUUUGCCCUUUAAACAACCCACUAGACAGCUCUACCUGAAAACAGCUUGAAGUGAUUUUCUGCUUUUCUGAAUACGAGACGGGUUCACAGGCCCUUAACGAAAGUGCGGCUGCGAACGAGCAGGCGCGCACGGGGCUCGGGGGAGGUGCGCCGGAGCUGCCGGCGGCGACGACUACGACGACCAGGAGAGCGGACGGAGGCGGCGCCUGAAGCAGUGGCGGAGCCCAUGCCCCGGGACGGCGGGAGGGUCCGGAGAGACAAGUCCGGGGCCCGGGGCAUGUCCCCGGGGCCCCCGUGAGGAGGUGGCGGCGAUGGAGAUCCCGCCGCAAGAGGCGCCGCCCGGGCCGGGCGCGGACGGCGAAACCGAGGAGGCCCCCGCCGAGGCCCGGUCUCCCAGCCCCGCGUCGCCCCCGGCCGACGGGCGCCUCAAGGCUGCGGCCAAACGCGUCACAUUCCCCUCCGACGAAGAUAUCGUGUCCGGAGCUGUGGAACCCAAAGACCCCUGGAGACACGCCCAGAAUGUGACCGUGGAUGAGGUCAUUGGCGCCUACAAGCAGGCCUGCCAGAAGCUGAACUGCAGACAGAUCCCCAAGCUCCUCAGGCAGCUUCAGGAGUUCACGGACCUUGGGCACCGCAUUGAUUGUCUGGACCUGAAAGGCGAGAAGCUUGACUACAAGACCUGCGAGGCCCUAGAAGAGAUCUUCAAGAGGCUGCAGUUUAAGGUCGUGGAUCUGGAGCAGACGAACCUGGAUGAAGAUGGUGCCUCGGCUCUCUUUGACAUGAUCGAGUACUACGAGUCAGCCACCCACCUCAACAUCUCCUUCAACAAGCACAUUGGCACACGGGGCUGGCAGGCUGCCGCCCACAUGAUGCGCAAGACCAGCUGCCUACAGUACCUGGAUGCCCGCAACACACCCCUGCUGGACCACUCGGCGCCCUUCGUGGCCCGUGCCCUGCGCAUCCGCAGCAGCCUCGCGGUGCUGCACCUGGAGAACGCCAGCCUGUCGGGGCGGCCCCUCAUGCUGCUCGCCACGGCCCUGAAGAUGAACAUGACUCUGCGGGAGCUGUACCUGGCUGACAACAAGCUCAACGGCCUGCAGGACUCGGCCCAGCUGGGCAACCUGCUCAAGUUCAACUGCUCCCUUCAGAUCCUGGACCUCCGUAACAACCACGUGCUGGACUCAGGUCUGGCCUACAUCUGCGAGGGCCUCAAGGAGCAGAGGAAGGGGCUGGCGACCCUGGUGCUCUGGAACAACCAGCUGACACACACGGGCAUGGCCUUCCUGGGCAUGACGCUGCCGCACACGCACAGCCUGGAGACGCUGAACCUGGGCCACAACCCCAUCGGGAACGAGGGCGUGCGCAACCUCAAGAACGGCCUCAUUGGCAACCGCAGCGUGCUGCGCCUCGGCCUGGCCUCUACCAAGCUCACGUGCGAGGGCGCGGUGGCGGUGGCGGAGUUCAUCGCCGAGAGCCCCCGCCUCCUGAGACUGGACCUUCGGGAGAACGAGAUCAAGACGGGCGGGCUCAUGGCACUGUCGUUGGCCCUCAAGGUGAACCACUCUCUGCUGCGCCUGGACCUUGACCGCGAGCCCAAGAAGGAGGCGGUGAAGAGCUUCAUCGAGACGCAGAAGGCGCUGCUCGCCGAGAUCCAGAACGGCUGCAAGCGCAACUUCGUGUUGGCGCGGGAGCGGGAGGAGAAGGAGCAGCGGCUGCAGCUGUCGGCCUCCAUGCCCGAGAUCACCGUCACCGAGCCCCAGCCCGGCGACGAGCGAGCCCGAGCCGAGCCCGGGCCUGGGGAGGAGCCCACCGCCCAGGCGCAGGAGAACGGGGCCACAGCCCCCGGCCCUGGGCCAGACUCAGACUCAGACUCAGACUCCGAGGGCGAGGACGGGGCGGAGGAGGACGGGGAGAGGGCUGAGGCCCCCUGCCCAGCCCUGGUGCCCCCCACGGACUCCCUGGGCCCUGGGGACAGGAGCCCCCCAGGCUGCCCCUCCUCCCCCUCUGAGCAGCGCAUUUCCGUGUCCAGCCCGGGCCGGGGCCACAAGGUAUUUGUGGUGACCCGGGUGGAGAGUCCACCCGAGAGGGCAGCACCUCCUGUGCCACAUGCCCUUCCUUCCCUGCCUGCCCCUCCCUGUCCCCCGUCCCCUUCUGCCUCAGCCUCCCCUCCCACCUCGCCUGCCCUCUCGCCAGCUGAGGCCAUCAACACUCGGGACCCAGGGUCAUCCGAGCCUCAGCCCCAGCCGGAGCCACCCCAGCCAGGGCCACCGCUGCCCAACGGCCUGAAGCCUGAGUUUGCCCUCGCACUGCCCCCAGAGCCGCCGCCAGGGUGCGAGGCCAAGGCGGGCAGCUGUGGCCUGGAACACGAGCUGAGCUGCUCCAAGAACGAGAAGGAGCUCGAGGAGUUGCUUCUGGAAGCCAGUCAGGAAUCUGGGCAGGAGACACUGUGACACUUUAGUUCCUUUCUUCUGGUCGGUCUUCGAUGAGCUGAGGCCAGAGCCAUGAGAAUCUGCUCACCCUCACCCCCAGCCUUCCUGAGGCCCAGGACGCCAGGGGGUGGGGGGCCUUCUUGGGGACCCCUGCCCCUCGCAGCAACACUACACGGGGUGCAGGAGCUACAGGGAGUGGCCCUCCCCACCCUGACUUAAGCACUUCUAUUUAUGUGUCUGACACUCGAAGACUCUGGGCUGGGGGUGGAUGGGAGGAGGAACGGGAGAAGGUGGGUGCGGCUCUGAGGACAUUGGCCACCAGGCCAGGCACCUUUCCCCAGGGGCCCGUUUGGCCAGGCUUGCCUCGUCGAGGCCAGGAGUCCUAGGUGGUGGUGGGAUGGUCCCCCGGUGGCCCCGGGCGCAGGACCAGGCAGCAGGCUCGGGAGGGGCGGUGAGUGGUGGUGGUGGUGGUGGUGGUGGUGGUGGUUGGCAUUUGUAGAGCAGCUCCAGGCGGGGAGAGGGCCUGGGCUGGGGGCGGGGGGGGAGAUGGGAGCAGAGGACCAGAGCUUUCUUUUUCUUAAGUGCAAUAAAUCUAUCAGGGAGCUGGGGUCGGGAGCAGCCAGGGCUCAGGAGACCCUGCUGUCCGGGCCACUUGAGGCUGCCCCUGAAAGGCACUACAACCCGGGGUGGGGUGGCGCGGGGGUGGGGUGAGGGUGGGCAGAGGGCGGGGAGGGGCUGCUCCUGUUGGUGCAACUCUGUUCACACCUUUUCUAAUAAACCAGAGCUGCGUUCCCCA